Copidosoma floridanum is the source of this 3273-nucleotide messenger RNA. It is a transcript of the gene rk, whose product is annotated as G-protein coupled receptor rickets. Gene Ontology annotation, cellular component: plasma membrane. Gene Ontology annotation, biological process: hormone-mediated signaling pathway; activation of adenylate cyclase activity; adenylate cyclase-activating G protein-coupled receptor signaling pathway. The record is from RefSeq and is a predicted model, not a curated record. Gene Ontology annotation, molecular function: G protein-coupled peptide receptor activity; protein-hormone receptor activity; protein binding. Lineage: Eukaryota; Metazoa; Arthropoda; Insecta; Hymenoptera; Encyrtidae.
AUGGUGUCCGCGCCACAGCUCGGCCUCGUCCUGUUGUUCUCGGCGGCGAUCGCGGCCAUGAGUACCCAACCGACCGGGCUGUCGCACGUCUGCGACCUCCUCGGGGUGCACACGGCCCGGCAAUUGGACUGCAGGGGACGCGGUAUCGCCGAUCUCGAGCUGAUCAACCGGACCCCCAACGUAACCACCAUAGACCUGACGAGCAACAACCUCACGGACAUUCCAGCCCGUGCUUUUCGAAGCUACCCCGGCACGCAGAUUCUGCUACUGCGACGCAAUCGUCUGAGCCACGUGCACGAGAACGCCUUCGACGAUCUUACCAAGCUCGCUGUUCUGGAACUCGACGAUAACCACUUGACGGAGUUUCCAAAGGCCCUGUCGAGCUUGCGGGACCUCGAGGAGCUGUCCAUGUCGAACAAUAGGAUCGAAAUUGUGCGCAACGAUAGCCUGAGAGACGCGAGGAACUUGUUGUCCCUGGAUUUGCGCGGGAAUCCGAUAAAAGAGGUCCACGAGCUCGCCAUCCAGCACCUGACGCAGCUGCGUAAAUUAAUCCUGUCGAACGUAAAAGAGCUGAGCAAGUUUCCUGCGCUGAACGGCUGCCGGUCCCUCGAGAUACUCCGGAUCGAUCGGGCGCGCAUCGACAGCGUCCCCGACGAGCUCUGCAAGCACUCGCCCAAACUCAAAAGUCUGGAUCUCAAGUCGAACAAACUCACUGCCGUGCCGAAUCUCAAAGACUGCCGGGAUCUUCGGGUUUUAGAUUUAGCCCUAAACAUGAUCAGCUCGCUGUCCGACCGGCCCUUCUCCAACUCGACGGCCCUCCACGACCUCCUCAUGUCGAAGAAUGAGAUAAAAAUUAUUCCGGAAGACGCGUUCUUCGGCCUGUCUCGGCUGUUGAUCCUAGACCUGGAGGAUAAUCUCAUAGAGUUCAUACACCCCGAGGCAUUCGUCCACAUAAAACAGCUCGAGGACUUGAACCUCGGCAACAACGUGUUCCCCGAGUUGCCGGUUAAAGCACUCUCGGGUCUGUUGCACCUCAAGACGUUCAACAACCCGCUUUUGCGGGAGUUCCCCGGCCCGGAGUACUUUCCCCGUGUACGCACCCUCGCGUUGUCCUACGCCUACCACUGCUGUCCGUUUAUCGAGCACGAGCUCGGCAAGAGCUACGACGAGGUCAACGAUGACUACGCCGAGCGCCACAAGCUCCAGGAGUCCGUGCUCUUUCCCACCGACAACGAGUUCGACAUGAGCCUGUGGAACUCUAACCUCACCGACAUUUGGCCGCAGUUGCAAAACUUGAGCGACAAAUUCGGGGACAAGAUAAACGAGCUGUGGGACAAGUUUGGCACGGAUUUCACGUACCCCGGCAACAUGGGCGCCUACAUCGACGAGUACUUCGAGGACCAAAACGGCCUGGCGACGACUACCGUCCCGCUCAAAGUUCCCCGCUCGCCCGUCAAGUGUCUACCGCAGCCUGGUCCCUUUCUACCUUGCGAGGAUCUGUUCGACUGGUGGACGCUGCGCUGCGGGGUCUGGAUAGUCUUUCUCUUGGCCCUCCUGGGCAACGCCACCGUCAUCUUUGUCCUCGUGUUCUCGAGGAGCAAACUCGACGUGCCGAGGUUUCUGGUCUGCAACCUCGCGGCUGCCGACUUUUUCAUGGGCAUUUAUCUAGGUCUGCUCGCUGUGGUUGACGCCUCGACGCAGGGGGCGUUUCGCAAGUACGCGAUACGUUGGCAGAUGUCCUUGGGUUGCCAGGUAGCCGGUUUCCUCGGGGUCCUCAGCUCCGAGCUGAGCGUCUACACCCUGGCCGUGAUAACCCUGGAGCGCAACUACGCGAUAACCCACGCGAUGCACCUGAACAAGCGGCUGUCCCUUCGCCACGCCGGCUGUAUAAUGACCCUCGGCUGGCUCUUUGGCCUCUGCAUGGCCGGGCUGCCCCUCCUCGGGAUCUCGGAUUAUCGCAAAUUCGCCAUAUGCCUGCCCUUUGAAACUACGGGCGCUCCAUCCCUCGUUUACGUCGUGUUUCUCAUGCUCGUCAACGGCAUGGCUUUCCUCAUACUCAUGGGCUGUUAUUUAAAGAUGUAUUGCGCCAUAAGGGGCUCCCAAGCCUGGAACUCCAACGACUCGCGGAUAGCCAAGCGCAUGGCGCUGCUCGUGUUUACGGAUUUUCUCUGCUGGUCCCCCAUCGCCUUUUUCUCCCUCACCGCGGCCUUUGGCCUCGAGCUCGUCACCCUCGAGCAAGCCAAGAUCUUUGCCGUCUUCGUCCUGCCCCUCAACUCGUGCUGCAAUCCCUUUCUCUACGCCAUACUCACCAAACAAUUCAAAAAGGACUGCGUCCUCAUAUGCAAGGCCAUCGAGGAGUCGAGGGUCACGAGGGGCAUCGGCAGGUGCAGGCACAGCUCGAACUUUAGCCAACGGCUGACCCCGGCCAACACCAACAGCCUCCUCGACAGAUCGGGCUCGCGCGAGCUCCACCACCACCACCACCACCAUCAUCACCUGCACCAGCAGGUGAACAUCUACCACCAGGCGAGUUGUCCGUGCCACAACAACAACAACAACAACGUCAACAUCAGCGGUGCCAGUAGGGUGGUCCUGGCUCGCAACCAGUCGACGGCCACGACUACGACGACGACGAUGGCGACGACGAGCGGUGCAGUGCGCUGGUGGCAGACCAAGAUUGCCUGGCCGUGCUCCAAGAGCCAGAGGCAGCACCGGGGCGCCGGUGGCGAGGUUUACGGCUACCCGACAGCCGAGAUGGCCCAACAGCAGAAGCAGACCAAGCGCGCCUCGUCCAUGUCGUCGAGCGAGAACUACUCGUCCUCGAGGUCCGACUCUUGGCGGCAGAACCACCACCCGUGCGGCGUGCCCCUGAGGCUCCUCGACCCAAAGAGGCGGGCCACGUCGUGGCUGAUGGCGCGCAAACCGUCCCAGGACUCGAACCACAGCUCGUCGCGCAACGACUCCUCGGGCUCGGGCACCACGGCGAGCACGAGGUCCUGGGGUGUGUCGCGCUCGAGCGCCAGUCUCGAGGUCAGCAGUCUCAGGUCGACCCGGAGCAAGCCGAGGCUCACGAGGCAGCUGGCCAUACAGGAGCCGGACGAGCCGGGGUCGCCCGGCCGGCUGGCCGUCAGGCUGCUCGCCACAAUACCCUCGGCCGCAGAGAUGAGCGAGCAGUGCGACGAGGAGAGCGUUGCCCUCAACGACGAGACCAGGAACGAGGAGGACGAGCUGCAACCGGGUGAGCUCAAGGCCGAGGAUUACAAGGAUUUGUAG